AUCGAUGGGGGGGGGGGGUUGUCGUUGUUGCGUGUGGUGUUUAAAAUGUGUCGACCGUGCAUUUAAAAAAAAGGAUGCGUUAACUCGAGCGCAGCGAUAUACGCGGCUGUACUUGUAGUUAGUUGUAUGCGGAUGCUGACACGGUGGGUGGGCGAGCGAGCCGUCGUGCGUGAACCUCGGCACCACGCUGUGAGAAAACGUAGGCGUGACGUCAUCGCUCAAGCCGCGCUAUGACGUCAUUCUCGCGUGAACGUCUCGUUGCUGCGUGACGCAAUCGCAGAGUUUCCGGUGACGUCACUCGCGGAGGGUUUCCCAGACCCCGAGGCCGCGAUGGCGUCCGUGGACGGCCGAGACACGCUGCUGGGGAUUUCGUGGCACGACAGCGCGUGGAUCCCCGUUCUCAACCCCGCCAAUGUCCUCGAUUACUUCUCCGAGCGCAGCAAUCCCUUCUACGACCGCACGUGCAACAACGAAGUCGUCAAGAUGCAGCGGCUCAGCCUGGAGCAACUCAACAACAUGACAGGCCUGGAGUACAUCUUACUGCAUACCCAGGAGCCGAUCCUGUAUAUAGUGCGCAAGCAGCACAGACACUCGCCCACACAGGUUACCCCAUUUGCGGAUUUCUAUAUCAUUGCGGGAGUGGUAUACCAGGCUCCUGACCUGGGCACGGUCAUAAACUCAAGAAUACUGUCCGCUGUCCACAACAUCCAGUCCGCAUUCGAUGAAACCCAAGCGUAUUCACGUUAUCACCCCUCCAAAGGUUAUUGGUGGAGGUUCAAAGACCAAGACUUCAAAGAAAAGUCAAAGCCAAAGGACAAGAAGGAUGAACCGAGCUCCUACUUCCAGAGACAGCGGGUGGACAUGCUGCUGUCCGAACUGUGCCAGAAAUUUCCACCUAAAUAUUACCAGCCAAAGCCUGGAGAGAAACCUCUUGCAGCCGAGCAAGUGAAGAAAGAGAGUGAGCCCGUGGCAGAAUCUGCCGUCAAGUCUGAAGACAAAGAAUCAGCCAAGGGCGGCGGCACGCAGUCUGGGGCGGCCACAAAGCCGCCUGCUGAGAAGCGGAGCCGUCUGGCAUAGGGGUGCAACAGACCCGCUUCCCAAACCCCAGCAUUGCUUCUUUGCGCCAAGGAUACCCUUAUGCGAUACGUUUACACAGCAGUUAGAUGGUGCUAUGCUAACUUUUACACUUUUUUUACAUUACAGGCUCUAUGCGUGUUUGCAAGUUAAAUAUGUAUAUACAGUGCAUACGUAAUGGGUGAUUGUCACCUUUGAGUGCUGCCAAUGCCAAGUACAGCAUUCGGUGUGAAGAGUGGUGUCAGUGAACCUCGACUGUCCCCAGCCAGUGCAAAUUGAUUUACAAUGCAAUAAUUCGAAUUCUGAUUUGGCUCACAAAAAAACUGUUGUAUAAUUCAAAGAGCGAUGGGGUUGUGGUUGAAUGUAAAUAUUCUCUCAUUUUUACUUGUUAUAAACAAAAUAUUAAAACGGCUUUACAGU
Lethenteron reissneri (Far Eastern brook lamprey) is the source of this 1494-nucleotide messenger RNA. RefSeq names its product mediator complex subunit 6 (gene MED6). Lineage: Eukaryota; Metazoa; Chordata; Hyperoartia; Petromyzontiformes; Petromyzontidae. Gene Ontology annotation, biological process: regulation of transcription by RNA polymerase II. Gene Ontology annotation, cellular component: mediator complex. Gene Ontology annotation, molecular function: transcription coregulator activity. The record is from RefSeq and is a predicted model, not a curated record.